Molecule: messenger RNA, 742 nt
Organism: Neltuma alba
Lineage: Eukaryota; Viridiplantae; Streptophyta; Magnoliopsida; Fabales; Fabaceae
Product: probable N-acetyltransferase san
Exons: 3
Coding region: 150-431 (93 amino acids)
Molecular function (GO): acyltransferase activity, transferring groups other than amino-acyl groups
Source: RefSeq, a predicted model, not a curated record
CUUGCAAAACCGGAUGUUUAAACUGAGUUUUCUUAAUGUCAUUUACUCCAACGGAUAACCAAGCAUGCACCAAAUCUUAUACCCUUGCAUUCAUCCCGGCACCAUGGAAGGGGAAAUGACAUGACAAUGUACCAAGUUCCAUAACUUCGAUGUAUUCAUUUGUGCAGGAACGGGUUAAGGCUCCUCGAUUUUGCAGCAUCGACAGAACAGCACCGAGCAGAUAUGGCUACAUUGCAAACGUAUGUGUUGCGAAAUCAGCUCGUCGUCAGGGCAUUGCAAGCAACAUGUUGUACUAUGCUGUUGCAUCAGCAAAAACUAAUGGUGUGGAACAAGUAUUCGUUCACGUGGACAGAAAUAACACAACUGCACAGAAUUUGUACCAAAAGAUAGGCUUUGAGGAACAACUAUUCUUGCUUCGUCUACAGACAUAAAUACUCUGCAUUAUUUUGUUUCUGAACAACUGUAAAGUUCAAACGGCUGUACCUCCUCUCUCUCCGCACUUGUUGGGAGGUAUAGCGCUAUAGUCUGUAUUGUAAUUUAGGUUUUCAUUUCUUUUUUCUCCAUUGUAAAGGAAAAUGGUUUGUCAGUCUGUAUUCUUCCUGAAUCAAGUUUCAGAAAGACCAAACAAGUGUAUGCUUUCACAGGUUCAAGAAAGCAACGAGUGUCACGCUCGGGAUGAAUCUCCAGAGAAGAACAAAAACAUAUAUUGCAACCCCAAUAGUAAUCAGAACCCUAGUGCUUA